AUGGAGAAGCUUACCAUAUUGUUCUUAUGCUCUAUUGUUCUAAGCUCAAUCUUUAUAACUUGUGCAUCCUUAGACACGAUUUCAGCAAAUCAAACCAUCACAGAUGGCAACACCAUUGUUUCAGCUGGUCAAAAUUUUGAAAUGGGGUUCUUCAGCCUUGGCACAUCAAGGAAACGAUACGUGGGGAUUGUAAAUCAGAACCCUGUGUUUCUUUCUGCACAAACACUAAACACAAGAGAUAGAAGAAGAGAUGAAAACAAUGGAGAAGGGUAUUUUGGGAAACUUUUAUGUUGGGGUUUUUAUUAA
Messenger RNA from Lactuca virosa, 306 nucleotides. The record is from the annotation of a GenBank genome assembly. Lineage: Eukaryota; Viridiplantae; Streptophyta; Magnoliopsida; Asterales; Asteraceae.